Messenger RNA from Aspergillus versicolor CBS 583.65, 823 nucleotides. RefSeq lists its product as uncharacterized. Bases 195 to 668 code for a protein of 157 amino acids. The record is from RefSeq and is a predicted model, not a curated record. The transcript has a single exon. Lineage: Eukaryota; Fungi; Ascomycota; Eurotiomycetes; Eurotiales; Aspergillaceae.
GAAACGAGUGGCAGGCGAACCUCCUGAGGCGUGUCCACUGUCCACCGGUAUCCCGACGACUAGGGCGAGAAAUCAAACCACUCAACUCAGGCUCGAGAUGUCGAGUCAGGAGCUCCAGACGGCAUGUGUUUCAGGAUCAACAAUGGGCAGAGAAGGAAAAUUUGAGGCAGGUUCAAAAUGUUGCAGACAGGAACAUGGAAAGGCUGGAAAGCUCGAACUGGAGAAAUUAUUUGGAUCGAGAAGAAACAAAACAGCAAUUGGAAGCCAAAGGGGCAAGGCCCAGGCGAUGGAUCCAAAGCUUCACGCUGACAGGCCAGACCGUUGACCCUGGCCAAGAAAGGCCCCUUGGCGUUGGACAGGACCCCAAUGGCCGCACCCCCAUUGGCUACAUCUGUGCCGCGUCCGCACGGGCGAGGACUAGCGUGGGCCGAUCGCUGUCUCGUGCAACCGUCCGAAGCUUGUCAGGGAUUCGUUGCCAACGAGAUGCUCCACCUCCCUGGUCUUGGCGGGCGCAGGGAUUGACAUCCUUGGCCACUGAGGGAGAGGCGUUUCAAGGCGGUCCACCCUGCGUGACGCAACACACCAAUAAAACAGGGCUCACUAAAAAUAUCAAGAUUCAAGACAGAUGCAUAACGCUUAUUAUUAUACUCCGGGCAAUGAGGCUUUGAGGACGCGCCUGCAUACUUUGAUGACGACAACUCGAACCUAUCUGGCUUGGAUUCCUUCCUCCUCUCUCGUGGACGGUGUAUACUCCAAGUCUCCAACACGGCCGGGCGUACUCCGGUCCGCAUCAUAGUAUCUUUUCCCAGUCUGGUGUUACAGU